GAUUGUACCACUAGUGUCAGUCAGAUUCUGACGCAUUCUGACGUGUACAAUAAUUGUGCCGUCGUCGAUAGGUUAGUUUGGAGUAUUAGAUAUCGGAUUGUUCCUUUAUUGUUAUUAAAAAGAUAUACGAUCAUGCUCGAUCUUUUUACUAUAUUUAGUAAAGGUGGGAUCGUAUUAUGGUGUUUCCAGAGUACGUCGCAAAUUUUUACACCUAGCGUUAACGCAUUGAUUAGAAGUGUUAUUUUGCAAGAACGUACAGGAAAUCACACCUUUGAACAUGAAUCGUUACGACUACAGUAUAAACUGGACAAUGAAUUUGAAUUAGUAUUCGUUGUGGCGUAUCAAAAAAUACUUCAGUUAUCAUACGUAGAUAAAUUCUUAAAUGACAUACAUCUACAGUUUAGGGAUAAAUUUAAAAAUGAAUUAGAAAGUUCUCAAUGGUUUUCUAAUUUUGAAUUUAAACAAUAUUACGAUCAUGUAUUGGCUGCAGCCGAACAAUGGGCACGGGCGCAGGCUAAAAUACCUAAACAAAUGCGUACCUUCGAUGAGAGUUUAAAAUCUAAAAAGACUGUUGCUAGUAUGAUAGAGAGAAAAGAUGACAAGGAUAAUAAAAAACAGGGUAAAAGGAAGAAGGGAACUAUUAACAAUAAUGAAAUUGAUCAAACAAAGGUGCAAGAAAUAUCAAAAUUGGAAUCUUCUAAAUCACAAAUAAAUCAUAACGGAGAAUUGGAUGAAGAAACGCUUAUUGCAAAUCGCAUGAAACUUGCUCAGAAAUUAUCUGGGCAAAAGAAAAAAGCCGAUAAGCAGAAGAGUCCCAAGUCAGAAAAAGCAGGGAAAAAACCACGUGUUUGGGAACUUGGAGGGACUACCAAAGAUCUUGCUUCAUUGGAACGUACCAAAGAUAAACCGGAAGAGAUUGGAGAUUACGUUCCGGCUGAUACAGGAUUGGUGGGUAAAAUGAAGGGUACCAUUCGUGAUUUGGAAGUUGAGAGUGAUUCUGAUGAUGAAGAUUCUGACGAUAGGGAAAUGGAAAAUACGAAAGCACAAGUACAAAAGAAAACAAAUAGCAUGUUUUCUAUGUUCAAGAGCCUUGUUGGGAAUAAAUCUUUAAAAGAUGAGGAUAUGGUUCCGGUUUUAGAAAAAUUCAAGGAUCAUUUGAUUUCAAAGAACGUAGCAGCUGAUAUUGCACAGAAGUUAUGUGAUUCUGUUCGUGUUAAAUUGGAAGGAAAAGUUCUUGGUACAUUUGAUAGUGUAACAAGUACGGUUAAAUCCACUUUAACCGAUGCGUUGGUACAAAUAUUAUCUCCGAAACGGAGAGUUGAUAUUUUAAGAGAUGCUUUUGAAGCUAAAAAGAAUAAUAGACCAUACGUUAUGGCAUUUUGUGGUGUUAAUGGAGUAGGCAAAUCUACCAAUCUGGCUAAGAUUUGUUUUUGGUUAAUAGAGAACAACUUUCGUGUACUUAUCGCAGCGUGUGAUACAUUUAGAGCUGGUGCAGUAGAGCAAUUGAGAACUCAUAUGCGUCAUCUAAAUGCCCUUCACCCUCCAGAGAAACACGGAAAUCAAUCUAUGGUUCAACUUUAUGAAAAAGGUUAUGGAAAGGAUGCAGCUGGUAUAGCCAUGGAGGCGAUUAGAUUUGCUAAGGAUUCCAGGUUCGAUGUGGUUUUAGUAGAUACUGCCGGAAGAAUGCAAGACAAUGAACCUUUAAUGAGAGCUUUAGCCAAAUUGAUUAAAGUUAAUGAACCAGAUUUGGUAUUAUUUGUUGGCGAGGCUCUCGUUGGAAACGAAGCUGUAGAUCAAUUAGUGAAAUUCAAUCAAGCUCUAGCAGAUUAUAGUAAUUCUGUCAAUCCUCAUAUUAUCGAUGGUAUUGUUUUGACCAAAUUUGACACUAUCGAUGACAAGGUGGGCGCAGCUAUUUCAAUGACUUACAUUACAGGACAACCAAUUGUUUUUGUUGGAACUGGACAAACAUAUACAGAUUUAAAAUCAUUGAAUGCCAAAGCUGUUGUACAUGCUCUAAUGAAAUGAAUGAUAUAUAUAACAGCAUAUAAAUGAAAUUAUAAUAUUCUUUCUAAUUGAAAUUUAUUUAUCUAUCGUAUUCGAGGAAAAAUACAAAAAAAAAAUAAAAAAAAAAAAAAAAGAAAAAGA
Molecule: messenger RNA, 2145 nt
Organism: Vespa crabro (European hornet)
Lineage: Eukaryota; Metazoa; Arthropoda; Insecta; Hymenoptera; Vespidae
Gene: SrpRalpha
Product: signal recognition particle receptor subunit alpha homolog
Exons: 8
Coding region: 133-2025 (630 amino acids)
Biological process (GO): SRP-dependent cotranslational protein targeting to membrane
Cellular component (GO): endoplasmic reticulum membrane; signal recognition particle receptor complex
Molecular function (GO): GTP binding; GTPase activity; ATP hydrolysis activity
Source: RefSeq, a predicted model, not a curated record